This is a messenger RNA of Ceratosolen solmsi marchali, 2007 nucleotides long. Its product is annotated as TOX high mobility group box family member 3-like. Gene Ontology annotation, biological process: regulation of transcription by RNA polymerase II. Lineage: Eukaryota; Metazoa; Arthropoda; Insecta; Hymenoptera; Agaonidae. The record is from RefSeq and is a predicted model, not a curated record. Gene Ontology annotation, molecular function: chromatin DNA binding. Gene Ontology annotation, cellular component: nucleus.
CCUCGACCUGUCCCUGAACGUGCCGCAACAUCACCAGUCGUCGUACCAUCACCAUCACCACCACCACGACGGCUAUAGCAUGGCUGAACAGACGUUUCACACGCCAAGCUUCGGCGAUGAAGACUUCGACAUACCUGCGAUGCAUUCGCAUCCGCAUCAGCAGCAACAGCAUCAACAAUCCCAGCAGCAUCACCAGCAACAACAGCAGCAUGAUCAGAUGCACCACGCAUACCAGUCACAGAUGAUGUCGGGAGCCGGUAUGCAGCAGUCCCCAGACGGCUUGAGCCUCGAUCCCGGUGGGUACCAGCAGUCCCUCUACCUUCAGGGGACAUUCCACCAGGAACAUCCAAUGCAGUCGAUCAACGUCAGUUCGGCGUAUAGCAGUCCCCAAAGCUCGUAUACAACGAUGAGCUCGCCAGGUCAGCAGCACACUGGUCAGCAGCAGAUGCUCCUUAUGCAGCAGCAGCAGCAACAACAGCAGCAGCAGCAGAUGCAGCACCAGCAGCAGCAGCAGCAACAACAACAACAACAGCAGCAGCAGCAGCAGCAGCAGCAGCAGCAGCAACAGCAGCAGCAAUUGCAGUAUAGGAGCCCUGCAGGGGGUAGCCCCCCGGCUAUGCAGCAGACCGUCGUCCCCGAGAACACGACGACCAGCGAGGAUAGUGAUGAUAGUACACCACACUCGGCAAUGAUAACGGGUAUCAAGAGACCUUCCCCGGAACCGGCCGACACGAUGAGCAAGGCACAAAAGAAACCAAAGGCUCAGAAGAAAAAAAAGAAGCGAGAUCCCAACGAACCGCAAAAGCCAGUAUCAGCAUACGCGCUGUUCUUCAGGGAUACACAGGCAGCUAUCAAAAGUCAAAAUUCGAAUGCGAGCUUCGGCGAAGUUUCAAAAAUUGUCGCGUCAAUGUGGGACGCCCUGGAUACAGAGCAUAAGGACGUGUACAAGAAGAAGACGGAGGCCGCGAAGAAGGAAUACUUGAAGGCUCUGGCCGCCUACCGGGCCUCCCUCGUGCAGAAGGGUGGCGAGGAACAACAACAACAACAACAACAACAACAACAACAACAACAACAACAACAACAACAACAACAACAGCAGCAGCAGCAACAGCAGCAGCAGCAACAGCAACAGCAGCAAGUGCAGUACUCAAAUUAUGGGGCACCGUACGGGACAAGCGGGGCACCGGCAGGAGUCGCCUAUCAGGUCUAUAGUCCUCAGCCACCGUCGCCCCAACAACAGCAACAGCAAAUGGCAGCCAUCAAGAAGUCGCCCCAUCACCUCUCACCCAGCUCGCACAUGCAGGCAACUCAGCAUCAGCAGAGUCUAAUGGGCAACCCAAUGGCACCGCCUCCUCACAUGACGCAGCAACACAUGCAGCAGCAAGUCUCGCAGCAACAGUACAUGCAGCAGGUACCGCAGCAGCAGGUCCAGGUACAGCAGCAGCAGAUCCUGCACAUGAGCCCACCCCGAGGUAGUGACUCGCUCUCGAGUCCGCCACCGGUCAACAGCUCCCAGGCAGCAGCCGCAUCAAUGGCCCAGCAACAGCAGCAGCCGACCAACGCCUGCAUUCGCCAUGGUUGCCCGAAUCCUGCCAUCUCCAAUACCGAGUGGGAGGACGAGUACUGCAGCAACGAGUGCGUCGUCAGUCACUGCAGGGACGUUUUCCACAAUUGGGUGCCGACAAAUCAGAAUCCACAGCAGAACUUCUCGACAGUCAAGUAAGAACGAUAGUGACAACGGGACAAGACAUAAGAUACACAGCAAGAAAAGAAAUAUUAAACCAACCCAAACGCAUUGGACUUUCGACGAAUCGGAAAAGGUCCGUCGUCGACUGAGAUAACAAAAUAAGUCUUAUCUGGUAUGUACAUAGAGGAAGAGGAGAAACGGAGAAGCUGGAUUUUAUGGGAACGCAAUCAAAACUCGUGCCCUGGACUGAAUCGAAUCGUACGAGCAAGACGCAGCCGUUGCCUUCUUUUCUUAUCUUCUCCUCUGGUUAGGUGCGAAGA